Messenger RNA from Synchiropus splendidus (mandarinfish), 3829 nucleotides. RefSeq names its product HHIP-like protein 1. The coding region runs from base 328 to 3138 and encodes 936 amino acids. Gene Ontology annotation, cellular component: membrane. The record is from RefSeq and is a predicted model, not a curated record. NCBI's taxonomy places the organism in Eukaryota, Metazoa, Chordata, Actinopteri, Syngnathiformes, Callionymidae. The transcript has 13 exons.
UCUUGGAUGAUUUUUCUCGCUCGCCUGGUUGGCACCGCUGCUCCCGGCUGUCAUGGAGAGUCUGGAGUAGCUGGGGAUCGGACUGUUUCCAGACUGCUCUUGUGAAAUGAUUGAUGGUGGAGUGAGAGAGAGCUGAAGCACACGCUCCAGGUUGCAGGCAGGUGAGAUGUUUGUGUGAUCCAAACAGCCAAGCCUCAGCUGACAUACAGUCCAGUCAAACCUAGCGUGACACAAAGGUGGAAGAUGGACUAUUUUCCUCCUCUUCUAUGAUCCAUACAUUAAAAUAAUAUAUAAAAAUUUCUUAUCAGAGGCAGGCUUCACUAAAACAUGACCAGAAAGAGGCUUGACUUGAGGGGCUGCCACUGGAGGAGCAGUUUCCACCGUCUAGCGCUUUCCAUCGUCCUUGUCGCUGUCCUCCUGGCCUGGAGGGGGAGCUGCCAUCCCCAGUGUUUGGAUUACAAGCCUCCGUUCGAACCCCGGGAGCCACUGGUCUUCUGCAAAGAGUACUCCAAGUUUGGCUGCUGUGAUCUGGACAAGGACAAUGAGAUAUCCAGUCGGUUUUACGGCAUCAUGGAUCACUUUGACCAUUCAGGCUUCUUCACCUGCGGGAAGUACAUUCGAAGCAUCCUCUGCCAGGAGUGUUCUCCAUAUGCCGCUCACCUCUUUGAUGCUGAAGAUGCCAACACUCCCAUGAGGGUCCUUCCAGGUCUGUGUGGUUCCUACUGCAGCGACUACUGGCACCAGUGUCGCUACACUCUCAGCCUCCUGAUGGAAAAUCUCGUGGGGCCACAGCACUUGGCAAACUUCACUGCGAGUAUUGAAGACGACCAGAGGAGGUUCUGUGACUUUCUGGAGCUGAAGGACAAGCAGUACUGCUACCCUAACGUUCUCACCAAUACAGAGCUGAACGCCAACCUGGGGUCCGUCCGUGCGGACCCUCAGGGCUGCCUGGAGUUGUGCCUACAGGAGGUGGCAAACGGACUCCGAAAUCCAGUCGCCAUGAUUCAUGCCGACGACGGAAGCCACCGAUUCUUCGUGGCCGAGCAGCUCGGGUACGUUUGGGUGUACCUGGCCAACGGGUCCAGGAUCGACAGGCCCUUCCUCAACCUGACCCAGGCCGUCCUCACGUCGCCCUGGACCGGAGACGAGAGGGGCUUCCUCUGCAUCGCCCUUCACCCGAGAUUCUCCCAAGUCAGAAAAGCUUACGUUUAUUACUCCGUCUCUGUGAAGAAGGAGGAGCGGAUCCGAAUCAGCGAGUUCACACUGUCGCCUCACGACGACAAUCAGCUGGACCACUCUUCGGAGAGAACCAUUCUGGAGGUGGUGGAACCAGCGUCCAACCAUAACGGGGGGCAGCUUCUCUUCGGCCAGGACGGAUACCUCUACAUAUUUAUCGGUGACGGGGGGCGAGCCGGCGACCCUUUUGGCAAGUUUGGCAACGCACAGAACAAGUCGGUGCUUCUCGGCAAAGUCCUGCGAGUCGAUGUGAACAACAACGACGAUGGCGCUCCGUACAGCAUUCCCUCUGACAAUCCCUUCCUGGGAGAGGAGGAGACACGACCAGAGAUCUAUGCAUACGGCGUGCGGAACAUGUGGCGCUGCUCCAUCGAUCGAGGAGACCCCACGACAGGACUGGGACGUGGCAGGAUGUUCUGCGGAGACGUCGGCCAGAACAAAUACGAAGAGGUGGACCUGAUUGUUAAAGGAGGGAACUAUGGCUGGAGAGCCAAGGAAGGCUUCAGCUGCUACGAUCGAAAACUGUGUCAGAACUCUUCUCUGGGUGAGGUCCAUCGUGUGGACUGCUCUUUCAUGCUCAUUCAGAUGGAAAACUCUGGCUUUUUUCUGCUUCCAUCAGACGACAUCUUGCCCAUAUUCGCCUACCCUCACAAACUGGGGAAGUCGGUGACUGGAGGCUACAUCUACAGAGGCUGUCAGAUGCCCAAUCUUAACGGCCUCUACAUAUUUGGAGAUUUCAUGAGUGGGCGUCUGAUGUCACUGAAGGAGGACGCCACCACUGGAGAAUGGCAGUACAAUGAGAUCUGUAUGGGACGAGACCAGACGUGCAGAUUCCCCAAACUUAUCAACAGUUACUACAGAUACAUCAUGUCCUUUGCUGAGGAUGAGGCUGGAGAGCUGUACUUCCUGGCCACUGGGGCGCCCAGCGCAAAAGCAAGAGCAGGAGUCAUCUACAAGAUCGUGGAUCCCUCCAGGCGAGCGCCUCCUGGAAAAUGCAGUGUCAAACCUUCCCCCGUCAAGAUAAAGGGCAAACUCGUCCACUUCUACCCAAAAGAAGAAUAUAUAAUCAACAAAAAACCCACAACCACGCCUGCGCCAACAACCACCACAAGAAAACCACCGCCGACAACAAAAACACCAAGAAAAGCUACACCGUCGCCGGCCGUGAAAAACCCCACCAAGAAACCUCCAGCAGCGGCCGCAACAACCACCAGGAAAACAGGGCAAACACGAAAAGCGCCGACAGUCAAGGCGCCGACAGUCAAAGCAGCGACUCCUGCACCCACCACUGGUUAUUACACAGCCGCCAUGACAGUGGGCUCUUCCAGGAAGGCUCCUAUGGCCACACCCGCUUCCUCCAGAAGACAAGGAAACCCCACCCAGCAUCCACUAGCAGCUAACCCUUCUGCCGCCCAGCCAAGAGUGAUGACCACCUCCAGACCAUCGCCGACCACAAAUCCAAAAAGCCAUGACGCCACGGUGCGGCUGGGAGAGACGGACGCCGGAGAGGCCAACCAGGUGAAUAAGAGACAGAGAGGAAGAGGGAGGAAGAGAGGGAAAGGAGGCCGGCGGAUACAUGCCGGCUCCGUUCGACUGGUGAGCGCAGAUGGCUUAGUCGAUCGAGGGAGAGUGGAGAUAUUCGUCCGAGGAGAGUGGGGGACGGUGUGUGACGACCUCUUCACCAGCAAGGCAGGCACUGUCGUGUGCAGACAGCUGGGCUUCACCACCGCGCUGGCGGUGAUGAAGAGGGCGGCGCUGGGGGAGGCGGACAGCACCGUCAGGAUCUUACUGGACGACGUGGAGUGUGAGGGGAGUGAGGCCUCGCUGCUGGCGUGCAAGAGAUCCAAGGUCGGGAAGCACAACUGCGCUCACUCCGAGGAUGUCGGAGUGAUUUGUGGUUAGGACUGUGUCAAACAAAGUACAGCGAGGAGAAGAAGACGCCGAGCCACGGCACACCACUUCAGUCCCGGCUGGUCAGAACCAUACUAAUAUUUAAUAUCCUCUUAUUACAUUCUGCAAAGCAAAUCUCAAACCACAAAACCCAAGCACGAGACUUGCUCAAGGGCUUGGAGGCUGCUGGGUUUGGCUUCCUUGGCACGGCCUGGUGAGCUGCUCAAUGGCUCCUCAUUCGACUAACUCAAGGUCAGAUCGAGAUCCGGACUGAUUCAGUGUCACCUCAAAUCCCUGCUGUCCAGGUGAAACUGUGACUAUUGACUUCAGGUGAAACCGUCGUGGGAUACGCUCCAAUAAAGAGCAGAGCUAAUGCUCAAAAGCUAGCGCACAACAGGGAUGAAACCAUGUAAAGUACAGGAGCUAUUUUGACUGAAUCCAUCGCAGCAAAUACGAUCAAUGCACUUUACAAACAGGAAGUUAGAGAAAUAAGUGAUCAACGUACUUCACACUAGCUGUUUGAGGUUGAUCUGAAUGUAAAAGUUGAUACAAUACUGCUGGAACUCACGCUUAAACCUGUUUUUGAGGUUUACGUUUUCACGAGUUUUUGGACUGUUCACAACAGGCCUUUUCUCCAAGGUGGCUGUAGGAUAUAUAUUUUCAUUUUGUUGUUGUUGAAAGAAUUCAAACAAGUCAAGGAAAU